Conger conger (European conger) is the source of this 3983-nucleotide messenger RNA. Its product is annotated as coiled-coil domain-containing protein 85C-A-like. The record is from RefSeq and is a predicted model, not a curated record. Gene Ontology annotation, cellular component: apical junction complex. Bases 770 to 2047 code for a protein of 425 amino acids. The transcript is spliced from 8 exons. Lineage: Eukaryota; Metazoa; Chordata; Actinopteri; Anguilliformes; Congridae.
CCAAGUGUCUGAACGUGAACGACGAGAAGGGCACAGGGAAUUUCAACCUGGUAAAGGAUUGCGGACAACAAUUUGCCUACAAAAAGUCCUGGCGGGAUGAGCGUGUGUAUUCGCUCUUAUUGAUUCAUUAGCAUCAGGCUGCUGUUUCGGAGCAACACGUUAUUCUAGCACAGGAAUUUUUCCACGUAAGUGACAAAGAAGUCAGUUCACUUAAAUUGAAGAAAUCGGCGAAGUGACUGUUUUAGUUUGGAGUUUUCAGUGUGGUUUUCAGUCGUUUUAAUUUAUCUAGCUGUGGCAUUUACAAACGCGCUGACAUCACUGGUAUGCUCUGACGGGGAACAGCGAAAGACGACUAUUAGUGCUGUCCGUGAUUAUUUUCUCAUCGUUCUGCCGGUUCAGUGUUCGGGGGAAAACUUAUUGGAUUUGGCAUUAUCAACCAGGUACCGUUUUCCAUAUAAGAUCCUAUCACUUUAACAGCGGGAAAGGGAAACUCACAGAAGCACUGAAACGAAAACUGUCGGCUUUUUGCCCUUUAGUAUAAAUUCGGUUUUGCGCGUGCACGGCUAUCUAUUUGGGUCACCUGCUUGAGCUCUCACGCUUUGAUCGCGUUUCAUGUUGAAUUUUAUUUUAGCUUUGCUUCAUGUUUCAUCUGAGCCAUUUUCUGUAUUAUGUAUUUACAUAUGAAUAUAAUGUCAUCGUUACACAUGGAUUAGGCAGAUAAUUAUUUCAAACCAUACUGUAAAACAUAGCGGAAUAUCAGACGGGGAAUAUGGCUAAAAAUACAUUGGACGGUCCGAGGGAUGAUUUGAGCAAGAUUCCAGAUGAGGAGCUGUUGAAACUAAGCAAGGACGAUUUGCUAAAAAGACUGAGAAAGGCGGAUAAUGAAAAAAUGAACUUAAUGGUGGAACACGGCAACAUGAUGAAAGACGUCAACCGCAGGCUACAGGUCCACCUUCACGAAAUUAGGAGUCUGAAGGAGAUCAACCAAAAACUGCAGGACGAUAACCAUGAACUAAGGGAGCUGUGCUGUUUCCUAGACGAUGACCGGCAAAAGGGCAAAAAGCUGUCCCGGGAGUGGCAGCGGUUCGGCAGGUACACUGCCAGCGUGAUGUGGAAAGAGGUAGGCAUGUAUCAGCAGAAACUGAAGGAGCUUGAGGCCAACCAAGAAACGGUUGUACGAGAGAACGUGGAGCUAAAGGAGAUAAUACUUAUGCUAGACGAGGAGAGGAAUGGGGCUGGGUCCAGGAGCUCCAUAGACAGCCAGUCCAGCCUGACCAAUUUGAACGGCGGCUCAGGCACCAUCCGAGAUGUUGGCGAUGGUAGCAGUACCUCUAGUACGGGAAGCGCUGGCAGCCCGGAUCACCACCACAACCACACACAUAAACCAGGAGAAGCCAAGAUAGGCACCACCAGGAGGUCUAUGGAUGACCUGACUGCACCCCACCACCGAAGCAUCCCAAAUGGACUGAAUGUGGGAAAGUGGUCUAAAGCCAAGUCUGCGUUUGGGGCCCAUUCUCCUGAAAGGCAUUCAUCAUUGUCAAACGAGCCGUCUUCGAAUUACAUCCGGCAGCUGGAAACGAAGGUGCGGAUUUUGCAGGACGACAACAAGCUCCUGUCACAGCCACGUAGCCGCUAUAGUUUACCAAAGAUACCAGAAAAGCAGGGUAGCCCUGGCGACCUGAAGACCCUGCGUAAAGGCCUGUCCCUCUACCACUCGGAGUCUCAGCUCUCCUCCCUGCCGCAGUACCCAGAAGCCCUGCAGAACGGUUCUGCCAGGAUAGCGAACAGCGACACCUCCCCUACAGCGGGUUACCUGCCUUCCGCGCAGAAACCAGAGGCAGUGGUUCACGCCAUGAAGGUCCUUGAAGUUCAUGAAAAACUAGACAAGCAAAUUCCGGAAGAUUACGAGGAAGACCUGAGUGAAAAGGAGAAGGCGAUCGUUCGGGAGAUGUGUAAUGUGGUGUGGCGCAAGUUGGGCGACGCGGCUGGCUCCAAGCCAUCUAUCCGACAGCAUCUCUCCGGGAACCAAUUCAAAGGCCCUUUGUAGUUGCGUAUCUGGGGCUAAAUAUGAGGGACGGAAUUUUUGUUGAGCUGCGAGACCUUGAAAAUACAGAACUUUUCAACCAAAAUCGAUUUUCUUCUGACUGCCUACUGAUCACAGACUGCACCUGCUUGACAGCAAAGCUUGAUCUUCCUGGACCACUUACCCAACAGUAUGAAAACGUCACUGAGUCUUAUUUUCAUCACUAGCCAAUUGUUUUGGUAUCUCAAGUAUUUAAGACUGGCAGCUAGUUUUAUUUGCCACUCCAGGUAUUGACUUUGGGUAAACACAGUGCUAUUUAACUGUAUUUAACCAAUUCCUUCAAUUGCUUUCAGCGGCUUUGUGUGGGCAUUGUCAAGCAGUUUGUGAUUUUUGCAGCAUCGACUUUUCAGACAAUCUAUAUGGAUGUCAGUUUUAAUGAUCAGUUGUGUGUGUUUGUUCCAGGUUAAAGAAAGUCAGUGGCUAUAGGUUUGUUUUUGAAACCUACUGUAAAAUAGUCCCCUUUACUUGAGAACUAAAUUUAUUUUAAAUGUAGGAAUCACUUUUUAAGCAAAUAUAACAAUGUAGUGGCAUGUAAAAUAUGUAAAACCCAUAGCAAUACUUUGCUGUCACUACUUUCUUCCUUUUCUAGAGUGGCCAUUUGUGAGAUAUGAAUUUUCCGAGAUGACUUUGUCUAUCCACAGAUCAAAUUCUUGUCAACAAAUGACAGUUAUAUAUUUCAGUGAGUAAGAGUGGGAAAAAUAGCAAGUUGUACACACAGUGAAAUCACAAUUUUGCUGUUCAUAUUUGACAAUCGUGUAAAUGGCACUGGGAAAAUGCCUUCAGUCCCAUCCACCUGUGGCUGAAUGGCGGAGGGAUAUUUCUGCUUUCAUCUCACCAACCUAUGGCUGAGUGGCGGAGGGAUAUGUUACGGAGUCAGGUGGCCUCCUCACAGGGCUUAAGUCUGCUCAACACUUUCUGCAUUUCUCUACUUUCAAUGUAUUUUUCCCCAGGAAUUUCAACUGGUCAUUAUUCAGAAUAAUCGUUCUAUCACCAGUCUUUUUAAUCCUUUAAUGGUCUGCUCAGUCAAGCUGUAUCAUUCCCCUGUGUUUGGUUGUUUUUUUGGUGUGCCACUUAAAGGGUUAAAACACUCCUUCCUCCAGAAUAGUUUUUCAUGCAAUAUGCUUAUUGUCUCUCGGGUCUCUGGAUUUCUACUCGCACAAAUGUGUAAAAGUUGUUGCCACUUUAAAACCGUAUAGAAAUGUAAAUUAUUGUAAAUGUGGAUACAGCAAGUGACUUCUCAAUGCGUUGGGUCUGUGCUUGUUGCUGUUGACUUUUCUGGCAAUUUGUGAACAAAAUAAGCAGACGUUGUGUGAGGAAGAAACAAAAUGGACACCUCAUAUUAGAUUCUCCCAGUAGCAUUGUUUACCUAUUAUUUCCUGAAAAUGUGUAUCCUGUUUAUGGGAACUGGCUUUUAGUGCCAAGGUGUUAAUGUAGAUAUUAAAAAUGACCAAACACAAUUAGGGUCAGCUACGUGUACACUCACCGAGUCUUCAAAAUAUAUCAUUAAAGAAAAGUGACCUUUGUAAGCAAAUAGAGCAUACAACUACUGACGUUUGUAUGUUAGUUCAUUUGGAUACAAAUCAGAUGUAAAGUAGAAUAUUUUCCUAAUGUUAUUCAAAUGCACUGCUUCUUUUGUGGAUGAGAUUUUGAUGUUCUGUUGUAUUUUAUGUUUACCAGAUACAUGAUAAACUGGAACCCUGUGUGUAUACAGUGCUCUGUAAAUACCACUUCCUCUAGAGAACCUGUAACUAGCAUGCCUUUAUAACCUUUUUUCAUAAGCUAUAUGUAGCUGGAAUGGACUGGUAUUUUAGCAAGUUAAACAAACGUUUUAAAAAUCAAAUAUGGAAUAGACCACUUUUAGAUGAUUUUGAAAAUAAUAAAAUAAAGUAUUGGCUUCGUA